UCGAUAAUUAUAUCGUAAGAUUAUUCGGUUGUUGUUGUUGUUGUUGUCGUCGUUAUUAUAAUUGAAGAUGCCGCCUAAAACGAGCGGUAAGGCAGCCAAGAAAUCCGGCAAAGCAAAGAACAUCUCCAAAUCGGACAAGAAGAAGAAGCACAAGAAGGAGAGCUACGCUAUUUACAUCUACAAAGUUCUGAAGCAGGUGCAUCCCGACACCGGUAUCUCAAGUAAGGCCAUGUCUAUCAUGAACUCCUUCGUGAACGAUAUAUUCGAACGCAUCGCCGCCGAAGCAUCACGUCUCGCGCACUACAACAAGAGAUCCACCAUUACAUCGAGGGAGGUUCAGACGUCCGUGAGACUGUUGCUGCCCGGCGAGUUGGCCAAGCACGCCGUCAGUGAAGGGACCAAAGCCGUCACUAAGUACACCAGUUCCAAGUGAAAUGUUUCGUUAUUAAAUAACGAAAAAAAAAAAACGUUAUAACAUCAUCAUAAAACAACACUUAUAAUAAUUAUCACCUAUCAUAUAGGAGGUGUAUAUGUGAUUUUAUAAGAUUAUAAAA
Molecule: messenger RNA, 554 nt
Organism: Danaus plexippus (monarch butterfly)
Lineage: Eukaryota; Metazoa; Arthropoda; Insecta; Lepidoptera; Nymphalidae
Product: histone H2B-like
Cellular component (GO): nucleosome
Molecular function (GO): structural constituent of chromatin; DNA binding; protein heterodimerization activity
Source: RefSeq, a predicted model, not a curated record